Messenger RNA from Penicillium canariense, 471 nucleotides. RefSeq lists its product as uncharacterized. Lineage: Eukaryota; Fungi; Ascomycota; Eurotiomycetes; Eurotiales; Aspergillaceae. The transcript has a single exon. Bases 1 to 471 code for a protein of 156 amino acids. The record is from RefSeq and is a predicted model, not a curated record.
AUGACCAAAGCCGUUCUGUAUGGGUACAAGCUCUACCAGAUCAGCGAGGACAGCACUCCCGUGAUUGCUCCUUCGGACGAUUCUGCAUCCGCCGUCGACGGUAUGUUGGUGUUCAACCUGGAUGAGAGCAAACGGAAUGGCAUCUCCGAAUUGGAGUCCGGCCUCACGCACCUUAAGAUUAUUCAAGCGGAACUCACGUGCAAGCACAAGUUCGCCGUGAUUGACGCGGGUGUGUUUGUGUGGUCGGGAUCUGUGGAUGGCUUAAUCCCCAUCGAGUCUACCUUUUGGGAGCCCACCAAAUUCGUUAUUAGCUCCUUUUACGGGACCAUCAAAGAGUCGAUAUACAGAUCUGCAAACGACGUCCUUGACUCAGAAAAGGAAAAGUUGGGGAAUGAUACUUGGGCCAAGUCUUGCCGCUCCGAGCGUGGCCCUAUUUCCAAUCCCAGUAGUGACGACUACGAAAUUGUAUAA